AUGACGGGUUCUGGGGAGGUCGCUUUGUCGGACGGCAGAGGUCACCGACCCAGCGGGUCUCAUUCCAAAGACAAGCACUCUAGUAGCAACAGCAGUAGUAGCAGCAGCAGCUCCAAGAAACACCACAAGCCCAGCAGCCACACAACCAGCAGUACGGUUAGCAGGUCCACAAAGAGCAGCAGCAAGGGAGGACAUGCCGAGCGCGACAGUAUCUCUGGAAGGCCCAAAAGCGGCCACAGUAGCCAGGGGCAAAGCAGCGGCAGCAGCAGUAGCAGCAGCAGUCACGGCCACAGCUCCAGCCACAAGAGGAGCAAGGAUGAUCAGAAACACACGAGCAGCAAGCACAAAACUGAGACAGAUGCGACUCACCACGAGAGUAAAAGUCACUCUAAAGACACAAAGAGCCACAAGCGCUCCCACUCACACAAGGCGGAGGAGGAGCCAAAGCGGCACCGCAGUCGGAGCCGCAGCGCCGACAAGAAACGCAGAAAGGACAGGAGCCCCUCUUAUCAGCCCCCGGCUGUGGUGAACACCACUGAUCCCACCAAGAAUAGCCUCGGGGAUCCGUUUCCCCCCGACCUUGAAGGCCCCUGCUAUGUGAAGCUGCUGCCUCAGCAGCGCGACGUAUCGAUCUUGUUAGGGGUGGAUAACCGGGGUCUCUCGAAUAUGGCGAAGAGCCACGCCUGCAAGAGCCGCCUCUCAACGAAGGAUGUGUUCUUCCCUGAGACCAAUAGGCGCAUGCUGUUGCUGCAAGGACCUCUGGAGGCACUCCACAAGAUGUUGAGACAGGCUCUGCAGACGAUAUCAGAGCCAGGGAAACACCGGGACAGCCCGCGGAGCUGCACGGUUACGUUUAUAGCCCCCCAUGAAGUCUGCCUGGACACACCCGAAGGCGCAGAUCAACCCCUGCGCAAGCUGCGCAAAGUAGGCAAGGCCAAACUGAGCAUCAGCGACAGGAGAGACAUGAAGAAACAAGGGGGGCGCGAGCGCCUGCUGACCUUGGAAGGUGGUUUGCCGGAGGUGCAGGAUGCGGCGUGCACAGUAGCGACGCUGCUGCAAAAGCAGGAGAACCUGAGGGACUACUGUAACCUCAAGUAUGACAGCUGUAUGCCCAAGGCCGAUCCUGUGGAGGAGGAGCCGGUGGAGGAUCCAUUGGGGGAGGAUCUUGAUGAAUCUACUAUGCAGGCCCUCGCCAGUAUCUUGAUCCCGCCCGAGAAGGAGCCAGUGAAGGCGGGGGUGGCUAGCGUGGCGCCCAACGUGCCUAAUUUGUCGGACUCGGCAAAGGCGGCACUGAUCAGUCAAGCUCAGGAUGAGCUGGCCCGCAUCAGCAACUUGCAGUACAUGCGCGACACCCGCACAGUUUUGAUGCAGGGCCCGGCGUACCACAAGGUGCUGGUGAGCGAUCUGAUAGCUGCGCAGCUCCUUGGCUCCAACGGGAACAUCAUCAAUCAAUUCGAAGCGGAGUACGCUGUGCAGGUCAAGGUCGCCCCCCCAGAGCCCCCUCCCUGCACAGAGCGCAUAGUGAUUAUUAGCGGGCAGCCACAGGACGCCGACCGCGCGCUGCUGGCGGUUCUCGAGAAGGUGUAUGCUGCUUGUCUUAUGGUUGGCCAUGCCAACUUCAUGGUGUGGCGAAUGUGCGCCAUGAGCACCUGCUGCGCUCUCAUCUGCGGGCCGGGUGGCCAACGCAUUCGCCAGCUGGCAAGCUUUACAGGAACACGAAUUCAGAUAUCAAACAGAGACCAGCAGACGCCGUCCCAUCACGCCGCCCAGUUGGUGCCUUCUAACCCACACGAACGCAUUAUAUCUAUCCUGGGGCCCCUUGAGCAAGUCACAAUUGCCGUAAAAGCUAUGCUGCCAUACAUUCACGCGGACCCGAACCAAUCGUUGUCUGUACACCAGACGUACGGCCACGGAUACAAGCUCAAGAUGCCGGCAUGGGCAGAGACCGGUGUUUUGCAGGAGGGUAUGAAUAUGGAGGCUCUGAAGGAGGAUCCCUUAGAAGACGAACGGCCGGUGUCGCUGCCGGGUCCAUUCCACGUGAAGCUGCUGAUCGACCCCGCACUUGCAAACUCCUUGAUAGGCAAAGAGAGCGCGACGAUUACCAGAGUCGCGGAGGAAUGUGGUUGCAGCAUGCAUGUGUUGUCCUCAAAAAACAAGUUCCCCGAGUCGACAGACCGCAUUCUGCUUAUGUCCGGGUCCACUGAGUCCAUAAGCACGGGAAUUAUUGCCUUACUGGAGCGCUGCAAGGAGGUUCACCCCAACCUUCCAUACGACCAAAUGUACGCCAAACUUGUUGUGCCAACAAGCGUCUGCCCGACAGUUAUAGGGCCAGGAGGCACUCGCGUAAGAGAGAUACGCGAAGCCACGCUCACCCGCAUCACUGUCGACAGGAAUUCGAGCCCUUGCCCUGAACGUAUCAUUGCCGUACAUGGGAUGGCCCAGGGAGUGCACCAAGCGGUGGUUGCAAUUAGCACCAUCGCGCAGACCGAUCCCAGCCUGGUGCUCAUGCUGGAGUUGCAGUAUGACUAUUUAGAGCAGCAACAGGAGACGCAGCAGCAAAAUGCGCAGCUAGAUUCGAAUAUAGUCGGCGCCGUCUUGGAGGGGGUGCUGUCAGUAACGAAUAAAGUGGGAGGAGGAGCGACGGAGGUGGCCGUGAGGCGCCUUGAAGGGAUGAAGCAAGCAACAGCUGCUCAGGCCCCUCUGGGUCCUAUGGGGCAGCACAAACACGGAUUUGCUCCCAACUACGAUGCGCCAGUGUCGUUUGUAACGGCCUCCAACAACAACCCUGUGACAGCAGAGGCAUCUAAGAGCUUCGCAUUGGCACAGAGGGCAGCCCAGGCGCUCGGGGGGGACCCAAGGGUCCGCGUGCCCUCGCCACCGCGUCAGGCUGAGGAGUGGGAGCAGCAGCAGCGGGAGAUUGAAAAUUAUGAGCAACAGCGUCUCGCGGGACACGUUGAGGUGUACAGCAGCAGCGGAGGAGUACCGCCACCUCCGGUUGGUGCCCCACCAGCGGGCCAACCGGUGCCUACUGCUGGGCCCGCUACUCCUGCUGCUACUGCAGCCUCUGCACAAAACGGUAUGGACGAAGAUGACGGGGAUCCACUACUAGAGGGGCUUAUGAACGAGGCAUUUUAA
Messenger RNA from Eimeria necatrix, 3135 nucleotides. RefSeq names its product KH domain-containing protein, putative. Lineage: Eukaryota; Apicomplexa; Conoidasida; Eucoccidiorida; Eimeriidae. The transcript is spliced from 2 exons. The record is from RefSeq and is a predicted model, not a curated record. Gene Ontology annotation, biological process: regulation of gene expression. Gene Ontology annotation, molecular function: mRNA binding. Gene Ontology annotation, cellular component: cytoplasm; nucleus. The coding region runs from base 1 to 3135 and encodes 1044 amino acids.